AUGGCAGAGGCAAACUUGCAGCCUUACGCAGGUCGCAUAUUGGAUGCAUCCAUCAGACGGCAAUUCUUCGACCAUAUACAAAGGUGUCAAACUCAACCUUACGGUAAUGUACCGGGAUCGAUGGAUGUUCCAUAUCAGAGCCUGGCGACUACAUCUAGCAAUGACCGGGAUCACGAUGCCCAUAUCAUGAACGACUGGUAUCAGGAAUGGUCAACAGCGUCCAAAGAUCCGCUCCCUUCGAACAUCAGGCCUAUGAAUAUCUUGAGCGAGCCAGUACGGGGUCAUCGAAAUGCUCCUCAGCACAGGCCAAAGGAAGUCUGGCUUGACCACUACGAACCCGAUAUGGUGCCGGAAGGACGCGUGCUCCAAAACGUAAGAGCAGAGCGCGAAGAGAGACGCUACCUCGAAGAGGACGCAGAAAGCGUGGUGCGGCAGGCAGAACGUACUAUCGACAGACUGGAGGUGAUGGAGGCUACGCGAAGGUCUAAUGUGGUCGAUUUGACUGGCGACUCAGUGGACAAGAGCAGAGAUGGAGUAUAUGUCCAGACCGCCCACAGCCUGAGAGAUACGAAAGUCUUUUCACGACGACCCGAGCUCUCGCCAGGAUCCGCCCAGACAGCACUCCAAUGA
Parastagonospora nodorum SN15 is the source of this 630-nucleotide messenger RNA. RefSeq lists its product as hypothetical. Bases 1 to 630 code for a protein of 209 amino acids. The record is from RefSeq and is a predicted model, not a curated record. The transcript is spliced from 2 exons. NCBI's taxonomy places the organism in Eukaryota, Fungi, Ascomycota, Dothideomycetes, Pleosporales, Phaeosphaeriaceae.